Molecule: messenger RNA, 946 nt
Organism: Musa acuminata subsp. malaccensis (wild Malaysian banana)
Lineage: Eukaryota; Viridiplantae; Streptophyta; Magnoliopsida; Zingiberales; Musaceae
Product: ethylene-responsive transcription factor ERF014-like
Biological process (GO): regulation of DNA-templated transcription
Molecular function (GO): DNA-binding transcription factor activity; DNA binding
Source: RefSeq, a predicted model, not a curated record
AAGCCCCAUUUCAAGCAUACAAGAAAGAUAGCAAUUGCUUGUGCUGAAGAGACAGACAGAGCGGACAGCACAAAAGCGCAUCAUCGAGCAGCCAUGGUGAAGAACAGCAGCAGCAAAGUUCUACAAGCUGCAGAUGGCCACAUUGGAGUUGCAAACAAUCCUCAUGGCACCAACUUCCCACCGAAGCUCGGCAGCAAUGGCAAGAGGCAGUACAGGGGUGUGAGGAUGAGGAGCUGGGGCUCUUGGGUCUCAGAGAUCAGAGCACCGAACCAGAAGACCCGGAUAUGGCUAGGCUCCUACUCCACACCGGAGGCUGCGGCCCGGGCCUACGAUGCGGCACUCCUCUGCCUCAAGGGUAACUCCGCAAGAUUGAACUUUCCUACUUCUCCAUGCAUUCAGCUUCCGGACACCACCAUGUCCCCCAGGUCCAUCCAGAGAAUGGCUGCUGCUGCUGCCGCCGCCGCUGCCAAUGCCGCAUUACCAUUUCCGAGCCCUGAUGCAACGCCGCCUUCUUCGCCUCUUGAUUCGUUUCUGCCACCGUCAUCAGAUACCUCUGAUGAUGAAACGUCGAGGACGACAAGCCACGAGGAAGAAGGAAUGCUGAGUGGGCAUUUUCUGAUGGACCCGUCGAUUAAUUUCGAGGCCUUUUUCCAGUCACCAAAGUGCAUGGAUUAUAUGCUCAAUGCAUCUGCCUUCUUUGCUCCGUCGCAAUCUGAGGAGUGGGAAGAGGAAGGUGACAUCACGCUGUGGAGCUUCUGCUGAUUACUUGCGUUCCGUUCGGUGAUCUCCAAUGGCAUGCCAUCUUUUAAGGCUGUUCCAUUAGCUUCUAAUUAUAUAUAUGUUUUUUUCCCAAAGGGAAGGAAUUCUGCUUUCGAUGUAUACAAUCUGUGAACUCUAUUCAAGUUAUAAUGGACUGAAAAUUUUGUGCCAUUAAAAUGGAAGCACA